AUGUGUCACAGAGCCCCGCCAGACUACAGUCUAAAUACCUACAUGGGCAUCCACCUGGGCAUUGAGAAAUUGGAGGCGGUGAUUCUGAAUUCCAAAUUUGAGCUGAUGCAUAAUGCUGUGGUACGCUAUGAUGUCGACUUACCGGAAUACAAAACCCAAAAGGGUGUCAACCCCGGCGUGGAUCUCGAUCAAUUUGAGGUGAAUCCCGUGAUGUAUAUCAAGGCAUUGCACAUACUGUUCAAUUGUCUGGUGUCGCAGGGCGCCGAUUUAUAUAAGGUGGCAGCCAUCGCUGGUGCAGCACAUCAUCAUGGCGCCAUAUAUUGGUCCUUGGCCGGUUUCCGUGCGCUCUGUGGCCUAACUGCAUUGACGAGCCUGCACGAGCAGCUGACGGAAAAAUGUUUCACUUUGCGCUCCCUUUAUUGGGUGAAUGAUGAUUGCAUUCACACUCAGUGCAGGGCGAUAGAAAAAGCAGUUGGUGGCGCUAGAAAACUGAAAAAAAUCACCGGAUCUCAUGCAUUCGCCGGCUUGACUGGCCCUGAGAUACGUAAUGUUCAUGUGACCUAUCCGGACGAAUACCAAAGAACAGUUCGCAUAUCGCUAAUAAGCAGCUUCCUGGCAUCGCUGCUGACUGGCACAAUGGCAUCCAUUGACCACUCUGACGGCUCGCUAAUGAAUCUCUUGGGCAUACAUGAGAAAGAGUGGUCGAAAGUCCUCUUGGAGGCUUGUGCACCAGAAUUAGCAUCACGGCUCAUGCCGCCGAUCGCCACGAAUCGACUGCAGGGACGCAUUAACAAGUACUAUGUGACUCGCUGGAAGUUUAGAUCCGACUGCAUGAUUGUUGCGGCCACCAACAGCAAUUCCAGCUUGUUGGCCAGCAUCAAGGAUCAGGAGAAUGUUAUUAUUCUAUCGCUCAGCCAGCACGACAUGAUCAUACUGCCAACUAAGGAAUGCAGUGUCGAAGAAGAGGGACAAACCAUGUGCCAUCCAACCAUUCCGAAUGCAUACAUGAACUUCUUCCGAUUCCCCAAUGGCGGCCUAGUGCGAGAGCGAAUCUGCCAGGAAGUGGCCAACGGCAACUGGACGCAAUUCGAUGAAAUGUUGGCCGACACGCCCAUCGGCAAUGAGGGUAACAUUGCAAUUCAUUUUGAUGAAAUGGAGCUGACACCCAAGGCACAAGGCACUCUGCGCUGGGACAGUGCCAUCUCUGAGCUAGCUACCGAGGCACUAACCGGACGACAGCGAUUCGAGCCGCGGUUCGAGGCCCGAGCGGUCAUCGAGGCUCAAAUGAUGCAUCACUGUGGAAUUAUCGUCGGUACCGGGUUCAUCAUAGACAGCAAUACCAGAAUUAUUGCCAUUGGCGAGCACUCUAGCAACAGCAGCAUACUCCAGAUUGCAGCCGACGUCUUCAAUGCGCCCGUCUACCGGUAUGAAAUGCCCGCUGAUCCGCGCCUCAUGGGAGCCGCCUAUCGAGCCCGCUACGCCUUCUAUGAGUAUCGUGAGGUCAAUUGCAAUUGCUGCAAGUGCAAAAUACGCCAUGGCAGUCAGCCGCAACUCAGCUACUCUGAGUUCAUUCAAAACUCUCCAGAUUACUUGAAGCUGGCGACCGAGCCAGCUCCUAACUGUGACAAGAUCUACGCCCCACUAAAGGACCGUUACGCACAAAUGCUACGGCAACUGGCAGCCAGCAAGCCUAUCCACGAAGCCCGCUUCGAAGGCGACCCGAACGUAUUACGACAACUUUGA
Drosophila arizonae is the source of this 1743-nucleotide messenger RNA. RefSeq names its product xylulose kinase. The record is from RefSeq and is a predicted model, not a curated record. Gene Ontology annotation, biological process: phosphorylation; xylulose metabolic process; D-xylose metabolic process. Gene Ontology annotation, molecular function: D-xylulokinase activity. NCBI's taxonomy places the organism in Eukaryota, Metazoa, Arthropoda, Insecta, Diptera, Drosophilidae. Gene Ontology annotation, cellular component: cytosol.